GGGACACACAGAAGCAGAAUUCCCAAACAUUACUGUAAUGUAACAGAUGUUGGCAGAUUGUUGACACUGGGGAGAAUCGCACUUGUUGCAAUAGUCAACUCCACGUCUUACAGUUACGUUAAUCAGUUUUAGCUGACUAACAUCCACUGCAUCCCUCUCCCAGUCUCCCCAAACCUCACAGUCGAAAAAGUCGAAAGCUGUAUGACUUUUUGUUUUACUGAGUUUACAACAGAAAUAACAAGUGUGUAGGAAGUUUUUUCUUGGUUUAUAUUCUUGGAGACUCUGCCAACGCUUCCCUGCGAUUGUGACGCGAGGAACGCGGAAAUCGCAUAUCACGCUAACGGGAAUGUCACUUCCUAUCGAGAACCACUUGCUGCCACAGUAUCUGCAAAACAGUGGACAAGUUAUCUAUUCCGAUGGAAAUCAGCAUGGAUCUUUACAGUGGCUGUAUUUCUGUCGCUUCUGCAAGCAUCUGUGCGAUUACAGUAAUAUGACCUGUGAGAUUGAAAUAAAACGCUGUACAAGUUGUACGGAAACUUUCACCAGCUCCGAAAACAGCGACCGAGAAAUGGGAUGUCCGCAGUGUUUCGAAUGCCCAUUGUGUUCGCAGACUCUGGUUAUCCGUGCUACAACAGCACCGUCCACUUCUCCAGCGAAAACUGAUGGCGCUCAGUCAACAGCGUCGGAAAAACGAUACCAUCUGGUGUGUCAGUGCUGUCGCUGGAACAGCCGGGGCGCCGGCAUUCCCGACGCCAUUCGACCGCCGUCAAUUUCCGCUCCCUGGAAAUUCGUCCAGGAAGGUCAUGUUGAUCCCGCGGAAAGUGUGGUGUCGCUGUCCAACUACUACAGUGCACUGAGCAUAUCCGAGAGAGAUUCGGGCGUUACGAAGACCAAGGAGAAGCCCGGACGACGGCGAUUGGGCUAUAAUUCGCUAUCGGCGGAUAAGUAUCGACUGGUGUCGGUGGCUCAGAAACGCAUUAGCGGCGUGACUGGCGUUGUCCCCGAUUUGGAUGUCCUCAAACAGAAAGCACCAGAAAUGAAGUUUAUGGAAUCCUGCUCGGAAAUGUCAGAGAACGAUCUGUUGGACAUUGGGAAUGUAAAAACAGGAGAAAAUCGCUUGAGCAUGCAGCAACAAUUGCGUUUCCCGGGGGAUCAACCACAGAGUAAAUUUAAUCUGCUACCGAAGAAUCGCCCGCUCUCUUGCAAACGGACUUGGCGAUGUAAAGCGUGCCAGCAUGUUUUAACGAAAAACGACUUUUCUGCUCAUUCUGUGAAGUUCAAGAUCAUCAGCUCAGCUCCUUUGUUGGUGCCUACAAUUAAGCCCUGCAAACCCAACAUGAUUGUUGGAAAGCUAUGCGAUUUUGUGAUCCCCAUCAGUAAUCCUCUGAAUCAUGAACUAACCAUGGGCUUCUCCCUCCCGAAUCCCGAGGAACCGCUGCCGAAAUGGAUCACCGGUCUGCUCGUCUCAAACGUGACGCUGCCAUCGUCGGAAGUGACCUUGUUGAGCCGUAGCUAUGCGGCUGGGAUCGACGAAAAGGGAAAAGAGACAUCGAAAACUUCAGCAGAUGAUGAUUCCAACGUCAUAGCCUUCCGAAAACUUUACAGCGUUGGAGUGCGCUGUUCCUUUAUCCCGCUGUCGCAUGAGCGCGAUAACUGGCUGUCCUUCAACAUACGCUACGAUUUUCGCGAAUCAUCACCUACGGUCUUUGAGAGCGUCAAAAGCGGUGAUACGUCGGCCAAUCACGAAACAUCCAGUAAACAGGCAACUUGGAUACAUAUGCGGAUUGAUAUGAAUUUGGGCAAAGCAGAGAUUAGGUGAUAUGUACCUGUCCUGCACUGAAAUUUUCUAGAGAUAUGUAAAACUGCAAAAACAAUUGUUUGGUGCUUCUUAUCUUUUGUGCGCGACCCGGAAACAAAUGCUUGAUUCACAUUAAUGGUUGUUUAACUGUUUUUAUUUGUUUUCAUAGUACGUACUGACGGUACUGUAUCUUGUGCAAUGCUGGUGUGAUGCUGUUUAUAACUAUAUUUGUACUAUUUGAAUAAGAAAUUUAAACGUAGCUGUAAAAGGAAAGCAGUAAU
This is a messenger RNA of Paramacrobiotus metropolitanus, 2079 nucleotides long. Its product is annotated as dynactin subunit 4-like. The transcript is spliced from 6 exons. Lineage: Eukaryota; Metazoa; Tardigrada; Eutardigrada; Parachela; Macrobiotidae. The record is from RefSeq and is a predicted model, not a curated record. Bases 347 to 1819 code for a protein of 490 amino acids. Gene Ontology annotation, cellular component: dynactin complex.